This is a messenger RNA of Capsicum annuum, 1741 nucleotides long. RefSeq names its product aluminum-activated malate transporter 2. The transcript has 6 exons. NCBI's taxonomy places the organism in Eukaryota, Viridiplantae, Streptophyta, Magnoliopsida, Solanales, Solanaceae. The record is from RefSeq and is a predicted model, not a curated record. Gene Ontology annotation, cellular component: plant-type vacuole membrane. Bases 121 to 1554 code for a protein of 477 amino acids. Gene Ontology annotation, biological process: malate transport.
UAAGCAAAAUCCCAUAAACUUCUUUGUUCCUUAAACUUCUUUGUCUUUUUCUUGUCUCUCACCUUCUAUUUUUGGAUUAUUUUUCAUUUUUAUGCAAACUUUUCUUCAUUUUUUUAAACUAUGGAGAUUGCUUCUAUGAACAACAAUGAUAAGAACUCUAGUAAUAUUUUCACCAAUGGAUUAUUGUGGUUCAAGUCUUUGUAUGAGAAAUUAUUUGCUAAGAUUAUUGGAAUUGCUAAGCAAUUCAAGAAAAUCGGCAAAGAUGAUCCAAGAAGAGUGAUUCAUUCACUUAAAGUUGGAGUGGCACUCACUUUGGUUUCAUUGUUUUACUAUUUCCAACCCCUUUACAAUGGUUUUGGUGUUUCAACAAUGUGGGCUAUUAUGACUGUUGUUGUCGUCUUCGAGUUUUCAGUUGGUGCAACACUUGGAAAAGGAUUAAAUAGGGGAAUGGCAACCUUACUAGCUGGUGCACUAGGGGUUGGUGCACAUUAUUUAGCUAGUGCAAGUGGUAAAGUUGUGGAGCCAAUACUUCUUGCUCUAUUUGUCUUUCUACAAGCAUUUGCAACAACUUUCAUAAGAUUCUUUCCACAAGUGAAGGCUAGAUAUGAUUAUGGGAUGUUAAUUUUCAUAUUGACAUUUUGUUUGGUAUCAAUAUCUGGUUUUAGAGUGGAUGAAAUAGUGGACAUGGCACAUAAAAGAUUGUCCACUAUACUCAUUGGUGCUUCUGUUUGUGUUAUUAUUUCUAUAUUUGUUUGCCCUGUCUGGGCUGGUGAAGAUCUCCACAAAUUAGUGGCAAAUAAUAUGGAGAAACUUGGCAAGUUCUUAGAAGGAUUUGGAGAUGAAAUUUUUAAAUCAGCAGAAGUUGAAGAAUCAAAAGAUGCUAAAAAAUCCUUAAUAGAGUAUAAAAGUGUUCUCAAUUCAAAGAAUGCUGAAGAAACUUUGGCUAAUUUUGCAAGAUGGGAGCCAGGGCAUGGACAAUUUAAGUAUAGACAUCCGUGGAGACAAUAUUUGAAAAUUGGAGGUCUCAUUAGGCAAUGUGCAUGCAGAAUUGAUGCACUUAAUGGCUAUAUCAACUCUGAAAUCAAAGCACCAGAAGAGAUCAAGGAAAAAAUCAAAGAAACAUCAAAGGAAAUGAGCAUAGAAUGUGGGAAAGCAUUAAAAGAAUUAUCAAAUUCUGUGAGGAAAAUGAAUUUGCCAAUUUCAGCAGAUGAACAUAUCACAAAUGCAAAAAAAUCAGCCAAAAGUUUAAAUUCACUUCUCAAAACAGGAAUUAAUAAUUGGGAAGAAAUUAAUUUAUUACAAGUAAUUCCUUUGGCAACAAUUGCAUCAAUUUUAACAGAUAUUGUUAUUUGUGUUGAUGAAAUUGGACAAGGGGUUAAUGAGCUUGCUACAUUAGCUCAUUUUAAGAAAAGCAAUAAUAAAGAAAUUACUACAAAGGUGGUAGAAAAAAUAGAAUUAUCAAAUAAUAAUAUUAUCGAAGGAAGUAGAAAAGUUCAUGAUUGUUCUUCUCAUGAUGUUGUUAUUACUAUUAAUGAGUCAAAUAUGAAAUUGUGAUAUGUGUGUGUGUGUUUAAUUUGUUGGUUAAUAUAUUUACAUGAUGUAAUACUACUACCAUUUAUUUUUUCUUUGAAAAACAAAGUUAGGAUAUGUUAUACAAGUUUCACCAUUUGUGUGAUAUAUAGAGAGAGUUUCAAACUUUGUAGUAUUUAUAAAAAUGAAAUAUAUAGUGCUUUUUUUUCUA